AUGCCUGAAAAUGCGCACGAUGUGUACGCGCAACAACUCUUCAAGCUCGCGCUGGGAUAUCCUCUAUGGGAGCCCGAGCCGAAGAACGCGCGCGGGCAAGGCGAGGUACUAAUCGGCGAUGUCGGAUAUCUUGGUCAAGGAGGCUUCUACCGCUUCUUUAAUGCGAUGAGGGAGGCUGAGGACAGUAUACAUAUUGCCGUCCCUCCGAAUUUCAAGAAAUUCCAACUCGGCAUGAUACCAAUCAUCACAGCAAACAAUGUCAUCAAUGAAGGUCCCUUGUUCAGUCAAACUGUCCGUCGUCUCGAGGUAGGAGGCGGAGCUGGAUCCCACGGCGUCAACGUCGCCUUUCAAUGCGAAUGUACCGACCAACAAGGCGCGUUGGCCAUCCUCGAUACCCCCGGAAAGCGUGAACUCGUGCAGCAGACUCGCCGGAUGGCCAAAUAUAUGAAGGAGAACAUAGAUACUUGGCACCGCUGGGCGAACUCAGAUGAGGUAGGUUACAGCGUCGCUAUCGAAGACAUACUCUUCGUCCGAGGGUGGGUCAAAACGAGUCGUUGGGCCGUCGCAGCCUUCUUCGGUAACACUGGUAGGCAUGCGAAGCUUACCUUCAACGGCGACUUGGGACUGCCUGUCUCUGCCGCAUUUCGAAUUGAGACGCAGAGAGAGACAGCUGCGACAUGUCUCCCUCGAAUAGGGCCAGACAACCGUCCCCGACUGAAUCCGAACAGACCUCUGGGGCCUGCUCAACCGGAAGAGCCUCCAAGUCUUACCCAGGCUCAGAAUCAGCGAAGCAAAAAGAAGAAAGGGAAGGGUCGUGCAGAUGACAUGGACCAACGACGUUCCAGAGAAAUGGACGCUGGCCCUUCCUCCGGACCGUGGGGAAACCAGGCUCAGGAGCAGUACCCCUCGGACCAGUGUAUGUUCCUGCACUACUUCAAACUGAAGAAGCGCCCACCACUGCCCUCAUUGAAGACCGCAACUGGCGUCAAACCUCAGGACGAUGAGUCGGAGGAUAUAGAGAUCGAGUCAGGUGGAGAUCUCCGUCAAUGGCCCUAUGACCCUGUCAUCUUCAUUUUGAAUUACAUAUUCGAGCAUUCGGAGGCAGCGGUAGCAGUCGCAAGUGAUAUAGACCUAAUUCGUGUGUGCAAAAAUCGAUGUCAAUACCCAAUCCCUGAUGAUAUUCCGCGCUUCCUUGAGGAUUCCUCGCCCGAAAUUGAGGUCACCGAGGACGGUCUUGGCAUGUUGCGCUUCGACGAUGUUCAAGUUAUGGACCUGAGGCUCCCAGAGAACGCAAACAUUCACGUUGAGGGUCCCCAUAAUGAUGCACAAGCGCCAGGAUCACCACAUGCAGUCCAUCUGCCCAAUCACUCGGGCACAUGCAUUCUACUUCCUCCGCUUGCUUGCGCCGAGCGCUGUGGCGGGAUUUCUGCGCUCGCAUACUCGCCCGUGGGUAGGGAGAUCGCCGCUGGGUGCGAGAAUAACACCAUCGUCGUCUGGACUGCGAUGAAUCGCUCUGUGCGCUUCCAAUUCGAAGAACAUAGCGGCAACGUCUCCGCUCUUGUCUUCUCUCCAGACGGGAGCAAGCUGGUCUCAGGCGGACGCGAUGGACGCGUCAUUAUCUGGGACCUCAUCGACGGAGGGUCGAUCCGGUCGCUCAACGCCCAUCAGGGUACCGUCGAGCGCGUUGCAUACUCGGCGGACGGAAAGCUGAUUGCUUCCGGUGCCGACUCUGUCGUGAAGCUCUGGGAGGCAGAGACCGGAAACCUGCGCGGGACGACGGAGGAACAUGGCGGGAUUAUCAUGUACGUCGUGUUCGCCCCCGACAACGAGCGAUUCGUGUCUACGAGCUCCGAUGGUUCCGCACGCGUAUGGAGCACCCAUACCGCGGCGCAUGUCUGUGACUUGAAAGGGCAUGAGGGAGUCAUCUACACCAUAGCGUACUCUCCCGACAGGAAAAGGCUCGUCACACGCGCAGACGACGGAACCACUAGAAUCUGGAGCGCGUUAAUUGGAGACGAGUUCGCGAGGCUGCGUGAAGGCGAAGAUGGCUCGGUGUGCGCGGCGGCGUUCUCUGCAGAUGGCAAAGAGCUUCACUCCGUCGGCAGUGAGCGGGUGAUCAAGACGUACGACUCCUUCACGGCCGAGCUGCUCAACACAAUCGACGGCGGCAACAAGGUCGUCACGUCCCCCGCGUUCUCUGCGGACGGUCGUCUGUUCGCCGCGGGUGGUGAGGACCACACCAUCACGGUGUGGGACAUGUCGACGAAGCAGGAGGUCGCUCACUGGCAGUUGCCCGGGCUCACCGACAACGUGAACCACCUCUCCUUCUCCCACGACAACAGGCAUAUCGCGUCUGCAUCAGAUGAUGGUAUGGUGCGCGAAUGGGAGCUGCCAGCCUUGAGCGAAACCGACCAGCCCAUGUGCGCACUAGACAUCUAG
Molecule: messenger RNA, 2439 nt
Organism: Fomitopsis serialis
Lineage: Eukaryota; Fungi; Basidiomycota; Agaricomycetes; Polyporales; Fomitopsidaceae
Product: WD40-repeat-containing domain protein
Exons: 7
Coding region: 1-2439 (812 amino acids)
Molecular function (GO): protein binding
Source: RefSeq, a predicted model, not a curated record